This is a messenger RNA of Leptinotarsa decemlineata (Colorado potato beetle), 3283 nucleotides long. It is a transcript of the gene ecd, whose product is annotated as ecdysoneless cell cycle regulator. The record is from RefSeq and is a predicted model, not a curated record. NCBI's taxonomy places the organism in Eukaryota, Metazoa, Arthropoda, Insecta, Coleoptera, Chrysomelidae. Gene Ontology annotation, cellular component: nucleus.
UAUUUCAAUGUCAGUGUUUUGAAAUGGCAAGUGUGAAUAACGUGCUAGAAUCGGUACGGGAGGAUGAUUUUAUCAAAUAUUUCCUAUUUCCCGAUAUAAAUACCAAUGACGAAAAGGAGCAAGAGGUGCUUCUUUCCAAAAUUUUGGAAAAAGCGAACAAAAUCAUCGAAAAUUUUACCGACAACUAUUUAUGGCACAAAGACGAGUUCAAAUUGUCCCCCAGGACAUCGAUCUCAAAUUCAUUAGGUUUUAUUGAAGGAAACAAAGAGCCUUUGCCACCACAUUUAUAUGGUGUAUCCCAUUAUGGAGACAACAUAGAAGAUGAAUGGUUUAUGGUAUUUCUCCUACUUCAGCUGACCAAAGAGAUGAAAGGGCUAAUCGCAAGAGUCUACGAUGUUGAUGGGGAAUUUUUGUUGAUUGAAGCUGCUGACUAUUUGCCCAGCUGGGCCAAUCCAGAAACAUGCGAAAACAGGGUGUAUUUAUACGAUGGAGACAUACAUCUUAUCCCGAACGAAACAUCUGAGGACACCGAACUGUCAGUAACAUCCGCCCUCUCCGUCAUCAGAGAAGAUCCAACCAAAACCCUUACCUCGCCUGACAUCCAAAACUCCAUCAAAAACAAAAUCAGCGGCUAUCCUGCUAAAAUCCGAGAAAACCUCCACCACGUUACCGUGUAUGUUCCGGUGGGCGUGGCCGCCCUCCUAAGGGAGAAACCCAACCUCAUAGCGCCCGCGGUGCAUUCUUUCUGCAACCGGGACUCUGUUGAUUUGAAUGUCUGCCGUGCCAUGAAGUACUUCCCUCCGGAAAGCAGGGUUAAGAGACGCGUUGCCUUCACUAAGUGCUUGUAUGCCAUGCUGAAGCACAGCAAGUACGUCCCAGACCGUCGGACAGGUUGGAACUUGCCGCCACAGAGCUCGGGAGAGUUCAAACCGCACAGCUUGGGGGUCAAGGUGGCCUGUGGGUUCGAAAUUCUAGCAUCUCAGGCGACACCUUCCGCAUCUGUAGAGUCGGAUAAAGCCUGGCACAACUACUUCAAGAGCCUGACGGAGCGGGGCUACUUCAGAGAGCUUUUGGAGCACUCGGUAGAGUACAAUAACUUACUGAACAAGGCCAAGGAGUACUACGUCGAACACAGAGACAGUAUGCGGUACAGCCCUGCGAUUGGACAAGAGAUUCUCAGGCUGACGAGAGUCCUGGAUUGCGACGUCGAACAGUUUCGCAAGGAGGAAUCCUGUUUACCAAAGGACGAUGACGAAACCUGGCUGGACAUCAGUCCCGAAGAGUUGGACAAGAUGCUGCAGGAGAGAUACGGGCAGAAGAAGACAUUCAGCGUCAAUAACAACACUGAUCCAGCUUCUUUCACUGAGAAGAUAUCUUCGUUUUUGAACCACGUGUCGGACUUGGACGGGGCCGAGUUUCCGGACCGAGAAGAUGACUCUCCUGUUCGUCCGCCUAGGCGCAAGAACAAAAGCAAGGUGUCCUUCUCCCAAGACACGAAAACCACCCAACAAUCAACAAACAACAAGAUCAACUUCGACCCUAAUUCGUUUGCGUGCGCUGUUCAAAACAUCCUCAACUUCGCCAUCCCCGAAGACGAUUCGUGGGACCUCGACUCGGGUUCAGAUAUGAGCGAGUAUGAAGAAGAUAAUUACGUCAAGGACCAGUCGUACGAGGAGGUCAAGACGAAGAUGCAGCAGUACAUGGAAGAGAUGGACAAGGAGCUCGCCCAGACGACGAUUGGCGACAGCUUCGUGAAGAAGAAGAACGGGGAUUCGUUUGAUGAUAUCGAGAGUUUCAAGCCGGUCGAUAUUGACGUGAACGCUUUGAAGAAUAUCUUGGAGAGUUACAGGGCCCAGCUCGGCGAGGCUGGCCCGUCUAGUAACUUGCUGGGUCCGAUGGGGGUCAGCUUGGAUGCCAAGGAGGAUAUGGAUAUGGCUUGAGGAGCUUUAGAGUGUUUUUCGGGGCUUUACGUAUGUCCCCUGAUUGUAUGAGAUGUUGUAACGGUAUUGGGUAUUAUUAGCCAGUUCAUGAGAUUGCGAUAAUGAAGUAGUUUUGCCAGUUUUCUACAAGAAAAUUUUUCAAAUGAGAAAAGUGAUCGUUCUUAAUUUAUUCAUAUUCUUAACAAUGCUGUUUCUGGUAAAACAAUAGAAAAUUUUCAGUUUGACAACUUAUAAUUUAUGCAAAUCCAUAAUUUUUGAAAUUUUGCUGAGGAAAUGACUGGAAUGUAAAAUAAUAUGAUCAUAGAUCGAAGCGUUUAUUUAGAAAAAUCAAAAGACAAUAUAAACUCCUAAAACUAAGUUUUAGAGGCCAAAUUUUAGGAUAGGUAUAUCAAUUGAAAAAGGAGAAUGAAUGUUUCAUAAACUAUACCUCAUUGUUUGAUCUCCACAAACUUUGUUUGAAAUUACUAUAGAUCUUCAUCAAGUAACGGCCGAAUCAACAAAAAAAAAAGUAUAAAACGUUUAAUAAUGAAUAAUGAACUUCAGUUUCAUAUGAUGCAUGUGAAAACUUCUAAUCUUCAGGUGUUUCACUCGUAAGUAGGUUUUGUUAGGCUGGCUAAUAAUACAACUUCAGGGUAUGGAGAAAUCCACAUGAAAGUAGCUUUAUUAUACUCCAAAAUAUAUAUGAUAUUAGUUUUUCCGAGUGUAUUCCAAACUAAAGUCUAAAUUAUUCAUAUGAAGGUAUUUACUAUAUUUUGCUUGCAUUGAAAAUUAGUAGAGCGCAUUAGUAUGUUUCUGACAGCCUUGUAAGCUAUAAGAUGAAUAUUUUUGUGAUUAUCCUUGAUAACUAAGUACAUUAUUGUAUCCGGAUUAGAUUUAUUCGUUCUCGGUGGAACAGACCAUAUCUCAUUUGACAAAAGAGGAGGCAUUCAGCGUACGGUCGGCAACUUUAUAUCAGAGACAAUUGUUACAAAUUCUAAAAUCACUGACAGUUUGCAGUCAGCUUGACUGUAAGAGUAACCCAUCAUUAUAAUACGAAGUGUCUCCCUUUUUUCAAAUAAAAUAAGAUCCCUUAUAAUUUUUUCCCUACAGUCUUCCAAGUUAUAACAGAAAAAUUUCAUAUUCACCUUCACAAAUUUCCUCCUCAGUAACCAUUUUUUUAUAGUUUUACAAAACAAAAUCUUUGGCAAUCGAGACUGAUUUCAAGUGACUUAUUUUAUCAUUCUCCCAUUAAAAAAAUAUUCUACUUUAGGUCUAGUCUAGUCUUAUACCGCAUAUUAUAAGUUUUUUAUACGUUUUUGUUGUUUCAUUUGUACCAGUGAAUUUAAUAAAUAACACGCAAAAAU